AUGACCCACUGCUGCUCCCCUUGCUGCCAGCCCACCUGCUGCAGGACCACAUGCUGCAGGACCAAUUGCUUCCAGCCCACCUGCUGUGAGUCCAGCUGCUGCCAGCCCUGCUGCCGCCCAACUUGCUGUCCAACCACCUGCUGCAGGACUGCCUGCUGGAAGCCCACCUGUGUGACCACCUGCUGCAGCACACCCUGCUGCCAGCCCACCUGCUGUGUGUCCAGCUGCUGCCAGCCCUGCUGCCGCCCCAGUUGUUGCAGCUCAUCCUGCUGCCAGCCCAGCUGCUGUGGGUCCAGCUGGUCCAGCUGCUGCCAACCCAGCUGCUGUACCCCUGUGUACUGCAGAAGAACCUGCUACCACCCCACGUGUGUCUGCCUGCCUGGCUGCCUAGGCCAGAGCUGCGGAUCCAGCUGCUGCCAGCCCUGUUGCUGCCCUGCCUGCUGUGUGUCCAGCUGCUGCCAGCCUUCCUGCUGCUGA
Molecule: messenger RNA, 477 nt
Organism: Carlito syrichta (Philippine tarsier)
Lineage: Eukaryota; Metazoa; Chordata; Mammalia; Primates; Tarsiidae
Product: keratin-associated protein 9-6-like
Exons: 1
Coding region: 1-477 (158 amino acids)
Cellular component (GO): keratin filament
Source: RefSeq, a predicted model, not a curated record